Messenger RNA from Leptosomus discolor (cuckoo roller), 4281 nucleotides. The record is from RefSeq and is a predicted model, not a curated record. NCBI's taxonomy places the organism in Eukaryota, Metazoa, Chordata, Aves, Leptosomiformes, Leptosomidae.
UUUGCUUUUGUAUAUGAAGCCCAAGAUCUUGGAAGUGGCAAAGAUUAUGCUUUAAAGCGAUUGUUGUCUAAUGAAGAAGAGAAGAACAAAGCCAUCAUUCAGGAAGUUUGUUUUAUGAAAAAACUUUCAGGUCAUCCCAACAUUGUCCAGUUCUGCUCUGCUGCAUCUAUAGGGAAAGAAGAAUCAGACACGGGACAGGGAGAGUUUCUUCUGCUUACGGAACUGUGUAAAGGACAGCUAGUGGAAUUCUUAAAGAAAGUAGAAUCCAAAGGACCUAUCUCCUGUGACACAGUUUUGAAGAUCUUUUAUCAGACCUGCAGAGCAGUGCAGCAUAUGCAUAAACAGAAGCCUCCUAUUAUCCAUAGAGAUUUAAAGGUGGAAAACUUGCUUAUUGGUAACCAAGGGACGAUUAAACUUUGUGACUUUGGUAGUGCUACAACUAUAGCUUACUAUCCUGACUAUAACUGGUCUGCACAAAAGAGAGCAGCGGUUGAAGAAGAGAUCACAAGGAAUACAACGCCAAUGUACAGGACACCAGAAAUGAUAGACUUGUAUUCCAAUUUUCCAAUUGGUGAAAAACAGGACAUUUGGGCUCUGGGCUGUAUCCUGUACUUGCUGUGCUUUAGGCAACAUCCUUUUGAAGAUGGAGCUAAACUUCGCAUAGUCAAUGGGAAAUAUGUCAUCCCACAAAAUGACACCCGCUAUUCUGUGUUUCAUGAUCUCAUUCGUUCCACUUUGAAGGUGAAUCCAGAGGAGAGAUUGACGAUCACUGAACUUGUGAAUCAACUGCAGGAGAUUGCAGCAGCUAGGAAUGUGAAUCCUAAAUCCCCCAUCACAGAGCUCCUGGAACAAAAUGGAGGCUAUGGAAACAAUGCUCAGCCUUGGACAUCAGUCACCUCCGUUUCACAGAGCUCUAAGCCUGCAGGACAGCUCAACAAUAUGUACAAUGCAGGCCUGACCGUUGCCGAAUGUGACCAGACUUAUGGAGGGUUCUUUGAUAUUCUGAGGGGUGGAACAGAGCGAUUUUUCACUAAUAUUAAGGAUACAUCUUCUAAAGUUAUCCAGUCUGUGGCCAAUUAUGCAAAAGGAAACUUGGAUAUAUCAUACAUCACCUCCAGAAUUGCUGUGAUGUCCUUUCCAGCUGAAGGUGUAGAAUCUGCCAUCAAAAAUAACAUAGAAGAUGUACGGUUAUGUCUGGACUCUAAACAUCCUGGCCACUACGCUGUGUACAAUCUCUCUCCAAGAACAUACAGGCCUUCAAGAUUCCAUAAUAGGGUUUCUGAAUGUGGCUGGCCAGCAAGACGAGCACCAAAUCUUCAGAAUCUUUAUACCAUAUGCAAGAACAUGCAUUUAUGGCUGAAACAAGACCAGAAAAAUGUUUGCAUUGUGCACUGCCUUGAUGGAAGAGCAGCAUCUGCUGUUGUAGUUUGUUCUUUUCUGUGUUUCUGUCGUCUCUUCACUACUGCUGAAGCUGCGGUUUAUAUGUUCAGUAUGAAACGCUGUCCUCCUGGUAUUUGGCCGUCUCAUAAAAGAUACAUUGAAUACAUGUGUGAUAUGAUGGCUGAAGAACCAAUUAUUCCUCACAGCAAGCCUAUCCUUGUGAGGUCAAUCAUCAUGACUCCAGUUCCCCUUUUCAGUAAGCAGCGUAAUGGCUGCAGGCCUUUUUGUGAAGUUUAUGUGGGAGAUGAGAGAGUAACCACUACCUCCCAGGAAUAUGACAAAAUGAAGGAGUUUAAAAUUGAAGAUGGGAAAGCAGUAAUUCCACUAGGUAUAACAGUCCAGGGAGACAUUCUUAUUGUGAUUUAUCAUGCCAGGUCAACACUAGGAGGUCGACUACAAGCCAAGAUGGCUUCAAUGAAGAUGUUUCAGAUUCAGUUCCACACAGGUUUUGUGCCCCGAAAUGCCACCACAGUGAAAUUUGCCAAGUAUGAUUUAGAUGCCUGUGACAUACAAGAAAAAUAUCCUGAUUUAUUUCAAGUCAAUCUAGAAGUAGAGGUGGAGCCCAGAGAUAGACCUAGCUGUGAACAGCCACCGUGGGAUAACAUGAAUAUAAAAGGACUGAAUCCCAAGAUCCUUUUCUCCACCCGAGAGGAACAACAAGAGAUUUUAUCAAAAUUUGAAGGACAAAGUCCGGAAAGUGGAAUAGAGGACAGUUCAUGUAAAAAUGAUCGUGUUCAACUAUCUGAUGACAGGGAGGAGAGUGAUCCUUCAGAUGAGGAAUUCCCUACAUUUCCAGCUGAAGAAAGUGCAGUAGUUGUUGAUGAAAAAGACUCUCUUACUCCAGAAGGAGAGUGGCUUUUUGGAGCCAAUUUUGAAGCUCCAUCUGCACUGUUACAAAAACCUCUACCUGAAGAGAAUGUAGACCUACUGGGACUAGACUCUGAUAUUUCACCAGAACAGAAACAACCUAUCUCAGAAAUAAACUCUUCAUCGAGUAAUGCAGACUUGUUGAACAAUCUCUUUGUGGGUAAUGCAUCACAGAUUUCAGAAGAGCCCACUGGAGAUCUUCUUGGACAAGGAACAGAUUUCUUUUUCAGCAGUCAGUGUCCAGCUGCUGCUCAGGGUAUGUCUUCAGCAGCAGCGAUGUCUUCAGCUGAUCCUUUUGACCCAUUCACAAUGUCAUCAAGUUCAGAGAAUCAAGCCCUGUCUGGUCCAGACCUCUUUGGGGACUUUCUUCAUCCAAGGUCAACAUCUACAACUAGUACAGUUCCUUCCACACACAGUUCACUUCCACCUUCUUCCAGCUCGGAUUUCUUAAAAUUAGGGAAUUUGACACCAGAGCCACCUAAAAUAUCAUCUUCUACAAGCCACCCAGAUCUCUUAGGUGGAUGGGAUUCUUGGGCAGAUUCCUCAGCAACCAGCAGUGUAGUGUCACCACAAUUGAAGCCUCUUUUUGAAGGUCAAGCCUCUAGCACAGUGAGCCAAUCCAGUGUGUCUUCAGGUCUUUCUUUCAGCCAGGCUAAAUCUCAGAACUUUGAUCCUUUUGCUGAUCUAGCCAAUCUUGGAUGUGGUCUUCCAGUUUCCUCUAGUGGUGGACUCUCAAGUAGUGGCUUUGGUCAGAAGACUGCUCCAUCUCAGAAGCUGGGAAAUCAGUGGCAGAAAUCCACAAAACCACAAAGUACUUCAUGGCAGGCCCAGACUAAAUCCAGCACAACAGCUAAACCAAAUUACACAGUAAACUUCAGUGUUAUUGGAGGACGAGAAGAAAGAGGAGUCAGAACCCCAAGCUUUGGUCAGAAGCCAAAAGUUUCUGAAAAUGACUUUGAGGAUCUCUUAUCUAAUCAAGGAUUUUCGGCUAAAUCUGAUAAAAAAGGACCAAAGACCAUUGCUGAGAUGAGGAAACAAGAAAUGUCUAAAGAUAUGGACCCCUUGAAACUCAAGAUUCUUGAAUGGAUUGAAGGAAAGGAGAGAAAUAUCAGAGCAUUAAUAUCCACUCUUCAUACAGUGCUUUGGGAAGGGGAAAAUAAGUGGAAACCAGUCAGCAUGGCAGAUCUAGUAACUCCUGAACAAGUAAAGAAGUACUACAGGAAAGCAGUGCUUGUAGUUCAUCCAGAUAAGGCCACAGGACAACCUUAUGAGCAGUAUGCCAAAAUGAUCUUCAUGGAAUUGAAUGAUGCAUGGUCAGAGUUUGAAAACCAGGGAUCGAAGUCACUUUUCUAAAACUUCACCUUUUACAGAGCUACUUCCAAAAACUGGAGCUGAGCAUUUUUGUGACUUUACUGCGUCUAUCAUUUUUGAAGUGCUUUUCCAUUAUUUCAGCACAGUUUCUAAUCAUGCACUUAAAUGUGGUGAUGUGUCUUGUAAGAUGUAGAGUACAAAGCAUUACACAGAUGCAUUAAGAAAACAGCUGCUCAGUACUUCGAGAAAUCACAGUUUGGGAGUAAAGAUUUCAUUUUGGUUUUAUAUAUGUUAAAACAGAAUUUUAAUGAAGCUCCAUGAUUUCUGGUGUACUAGUAUUAUAAAUCAUUCCAGCUUCAUUGAUCUUUGCUUUACCUCUACCUUCACCAAUUUGUCUCUUACUUUCAGUAGCUUUGUGAUUCAAUUUUGCUGUUCGGUGUCUGUCGCCUUAUUCAAAGUGCUUUAGUUAUCAGCAGUGAAUUUGCUUGGCUUAUCUCAAACCUGAAGGUGUAUCUUUUCAUCUGUAUUUUAUGUAAUCAAUCUGAUAAUCAUUCUGUAAAUAAUGUUUUCUGACAAUACCUGUGUUCUUACAAUAAAGUAACAGUUGUUUAGCCAAAAAGACCCCAAAUGUGGGAGUGUCAGCCAGGGUUGUUACUGAUUUUU